GCUUUAGCAUAGGUCAGUCCAACGAAGGCGUCUCCCGGCUCAAGAUGAAGUUCCUCUCCCUGCUCGCCGUUUUCCUGAUCCUCGGCUGCUCGUCCUUCUCCCAGGGAGCCGCUGUGGCCAAGCCCACUGGCCAACCCGGCUGCCUGACGGCGGAGGAAGUGGAGGUGAUCUACUAUCCCCACUUCUACCUGAAGAGCUCCUACUGGAUCUGCUCCACCCAGGGUGUUGCCGCCACCCUGGCCCAGUGUCCGGUGGCCACUGCCUAUCUGGACUCCGCCAAGGCCUGUGUGGCCUGGCCUCUCUGGAGCUGGUCACCCACUGUCCAGCCACCCAGCCAACCCGAAAUCGCUGCCUGAAUUGGGAUAUGGAAUAUUUGAAAUCGUUACUGAAUGAAUAAAAUAUUGCACUACAUUUUA
This is a messenger RNA of Drosophila biarmipes, 416 nucleotides long. RefSeq lists its product as uncharacterized. Lineage: Eukaryota; Metazoa; Arthropoda; Insecta; Diptera; Drosophilidae. Bases 45 to 356 code for a protein of 103 amino acids. The transcript has a single exon. The record is from RefSeq and is a predicted model, not a curated record. Gene Ontology annotation, molecular function: chitin binding.